Ornithodoros turicata is the source of this 1407-nucleotide messenger RNA. RefSeq names its product regulator of microtubule dynamics protein 1-like. NCBI's taxonomy places the organism in Eukaryota, Metazoa, Arthropoda, Arachnida, Ixodida, Argasidae. The transcript is spliced from 9 exons. The record is from RefSeq and is a predicted model, not a curated record. Gene Ontology annotation, cellular component: spindle microtubule; cytoplasm; mitochondrion. The coding region runs from base 229 to 1131 and encodes 300 amino acids. Gene Ontology annotation, molecular function: microtubule binding.
GAUCUUGCUUGCUGUGCAACCUGCUGUAGUGCGGACUGCUGAUCUGUUGUCUUUUUUUUUUUUUUUAUUCUUUUUUUAGUUUGUAGGCGUGUAGAAGUGAAACAAAACGUGUGUACUCCACCUGUCAGUAUCAGUUUCAUAUAAUUUUAUGGAACAAGCGUAACAGCUGCAUAGCUUUUGUUUUAUUGUAAUUUUUAGUCGUACUGUUUUUAAUUUUCCUGUUCCUUCAUGCUGCUAUUUGGCAUGAGCUCCCGACCUCUGUUGAUCGUCUUCAGAUACACUGUUGUUGUUUUGAGAAGCAAGCAUUAUCGGCAUAUACCUGGAAAAUUUUUGGAGAAUGUGCUUCCUUGGUUGAAGGCGAGGCCCCGGCUGAUUCAUAGCUUUGUGCCUUCAGUAUUUUUGCUGCACAGUUUCACUCUGUUCAAGAUGAGUGAAGAUGAACGAGUGAAGCAAGAGGUUGAUUGCUUGCACAAGUCAGAAGAGCACAAAGCAGCUUAUGACAUUCUUAUCAAAUAUAAGGACAGCAAGGAUCCUGAGAUGCUAUGGCGUGUGGCAAGAGUAAUCUUCAAGUGCCAAGAACAUGGUGAAAAGAAGGAUAAGGAGGCUGCUAUUAAUGAAGCAUUGUCUUAUUUGGAUAAGGCUCUAUCUUUUGGAGGUGGAAAUAUUGGCCAGCUGCAUAAGUGGUAUGCAGCUUUGCUCGGAUCAAGAGAGCAGCAUCAUUCCCUCAAGGAAAAAAUUCAGGAGGCUCACAGCAUUCGUGAUCAUAUCACGAAAGCUGUUCAAUUGACACCAUCAGAUCCUUCCAGUUUUCACAUUCUUGGCAAGUGGUGCUUCGAAGUUGCAGCUGUUCCCUGGUAUACUAGGAAAGCAGCCAAGAUGCUUGUAGCAGAACUUCCGAUGUCAACAUAUGAAGAAGCGCUCAAGAACUUUAUGAAGGCAGAGGAAUUGCAGCCAAAUUUUUACAGCCGGAACACACUCAUGAUAGGAAAGGUGUUGCUCGAGAUGAAUAAGCGAGCAGAGGGUGUUCAGUAUCUACGUAAAGCUCGUGAUUACCAACCUAAAGUAACCGUGGACGACGAGCUGGUGUCAGAAGAAGCAAAAAAACUCUUGGAAAAUGUUGGAGAGUCUUGAUUGUCAGAAGACUCUUGGGCUGGAACCGUUGUUCGUCCAAAGGAAAAUGACAAAUAGAACUGUUUAUGCAGCAUGCUGAACUGUACUAAUCCAAAAAGACGGGACAAGUUUUCCAGAGCUUCUUUUAAUAACAAUAUUUUUCUCAUCUCCACAGAUCUCCACAGUUAUUGCUAAGGUCAGCUUCUUUUUUUUUUUUCUUUCGUGGUACACUCCUGUACACAUCUACAGAAUGGACAUGGAAAAGCAAUGUAAAAAAUAAAUAGUACUGUACAGUGA